AUGACUUAUAUUUGCUUUAACACAUUGCUUCAUCCUUCCUAUUUCUAUAAGCUUCUUCAGAUUAUUGGCGAUUCAAUUUAUAAUCUUACGAGGUUAGGAGAAGGUGAAACUGAUAAGAAUGAUCGUCCAUUGGAUCCACCCCCAAAGAUAUUAUCAGUUGAGGAACUUUCAACAAGUGACACCGACAAUAAAGAUACGAAGAAAAAAGCUAUUAAAAAGUUGAAUUUACUUUCAUUUGGAGAAGAAGCCGAAGAAAAGGAGAAGGAAUUAGCAGCUGUAAAGAAAAAAAUCAAGAGCAGUCAUGAUGUACUUGAUGAUCCUCGUCUUCUGAAUGAUGCUAUUCCAAAUGAUGAAUUGUUUUUCUUAUCUGCUUUUAUUUCCAUUGUGAAGGUUGUUGAUUGCCGAAUUUGUGGUGAUCCAAACUCAGUACUUCGUUUUGUCUUCAUUGAGUUCACUGAUGAAGAAGGUGCAAGGGCUGCUUUGAGUCUCGCAGGGACAAUGCUUGGAUUUUACCUUGUUAGAGUACUGCCCUCUAAGACAGCUAUUGCACCAGUUAAUCCAACAUUUUUGCCAAGGACUAACGAUGAACGCGAGAUGUGUGCAAGAACCAUUUAUUGUACAAAUGUUGACAAAAAGGUUGCUCAAGCUGAUGUUAAACUCUUUUUUGAAUCAGUCUGUGGAGAGGUUUAUCGCCUAAGGCUACUUGGGGACUAUCAUCAUUCUACUCGUAUUGCCUUUGUUGAGUUUGUAAUGGUAUCUAUCUGUUUCAAUAUUCCUACAUUCAAUAUUCUGUGUUUGUGUAUUAUAUGCUUUCUUUUCCACCAUUUUUAACUGUUAUAUUUAAUGUAGAAAUUAGGGAAGGUCUAUUGUGACCAGUGAG
Messenger RNA from Humulus lupulus (European hop), 880 nucleotides. RefSeq names its product polyadenylate-binding protein-interacting protein 12-like. NCBI's taxonomy places the organism in Eukaryota, Viridiplantae, Streptophyta, Magnoliopsida, Rosales, Cannabaceae. The coding region runs from base 1 to 831 and encodes 276 amino acids. The transcript is spliced from 9 exons. The record is from RefSeq and is a predicted model, not a curated record. Gene Ontology annotation, molecular function: nucleic acid binding.